UGACAGAAGCACAAGUCAUGUCAUCUCUGCUGAGCACCGAGGCAGAUUUGAAUUGAUACAUUCUGGUAUAGAGCUCAUCUCCCAGGAAAUAUGCUGAUUUGAACCAAAAAUCUUGGUGGGUUCUGUCUGUUUAUGGUUAUGAAGAAAGAAAGUCUUUAUCUUGGCCAAUGGCUAUGAAGAAAAGACGCCAUGGCUCCUGGAGGACGUGAACAGCACAAUGAGCACAGCAUUUAGUAGUGCACUACUGUUCAUGUGUAUUUAAGCAGUUUUGAUAUGUGGAGAAGUUGAAGGAAUUGAAAACAUGGAAGUUUUCUCAAGGUCUUCGCAUGAAGAAGAAGACGAAGAAGCUCUGAAAUGGGCUGCCAUUGAGAGAUUGCCAACUUACUCUCGCGUAAGGAGAGGCAUACUUGCAGACCAGGAGGAGGGUAGAGCUAGAGAAAUUGAUGUCAAGAAUUUAGGAGUGCUAGAAAGGAGGAAGUUGCUGGAGAGGCUGGUGAAGAUUGCAGAUGAAGAUAAUGAGAAGUUCUUGUUCAAGCUCAAGGAUCGCAUGGAUAGAGUUGGACUUGAUUUUCCAACAACUGAGGUGCGGUUUGAGCAUUUAAGUGUUGAAGCAGAAGCUUAUGUAGGGAGUAGGGCGUUACCUACAAUACUCAACUUCUACAUUAACAUCUUAGAGGGGUUCUUGAAUUGCCUUCAUGUUCUUCCGAGUAGAAAGAAACGAUUUCCGAUCCUCCAUGGUGUUAGUGGAAUCAUCAAGCCGAGAAGAAUGACACUGCUUUUAGGCCCUCCAAGCUCUGGAAAGACUACACUACUACUGGCUUUGGCUGGAAAACUUGGUAAAGAUCUGAAUCUUUCGGGGAGAGUUACUUACAAUGGAGAGGGGAUGGAAGAGUUUGUACCAGAAAGGACAUCAGCAUAUAUCAGUCAACAUGAUCUUCACAUACCAGAGAUGACAGUGAGAGAAACUCUGGCUUUUUCAGCAAGAUGUCAAGGAGUUGGACCACGUUAUGAAAUGUUGGUAGAAUUAUCAAGGAGAGAAAAGACUGCAAAUAUAAUGCCAGACCCUGAUCUUGAUGUUUACAUGAAGGCAGCUGCACUAGAAGGACAGAAAACCAAUGUAGUCACAGAUUAUAUACUGAAGGUUUUGGGGCUUGAAGUUUGUGCUGACACUAUAGUAGGGGAUCAAAUGAGACGAGGUAUCUCUGGGGGACAAAGAAAGCGACUCACCACAGGGGAGAUGCUGGUUGGACCAGCAAGAGCACUUUUCAUGGAUGAGAUAUCCACUGGCUUGGACAGUUCAACAACAUUUCAGAUAGUGAAAUCACUUAGACAAUCCAUCCACAUUCUCAAUGGAACUGCUGUUAUCUCUCUCCUCCAGCCAGCGCCAGAAACUUAUCAUCUCUUUGAUGAUAUAAUUCUACUCUCAGAUGGGCACGUUGUGUAUCAAGGUCCCCGGGACAAUGUACUUGAGUUCUUUGAGUACAUGGGCUUUAAAUGUCCAGAGAGAAAAGGAGUUGCUGAUUUCCUACAAGAAGUAACCUCAAGAAAAGAUCAAGAGCAAUACUGGGCUGUCAAUGACAAGACUUAUAGCUUUGUUACUUCCAAGAGCUUCGCUGAAGCCUUGCAGUCAUUUUACAUUGGCCGAGAACUUGGUGAUGAGCUUUCUAUUCCAUUUGACAAGUCUAAAGGCCACCCUGAAGCUUUAACAACUAGGAAGUAUGGCGUCAGCAAGAAGGAAUUAUUCAAAGCUUGUAUGUCUAGGCAAGUUUUGCUCAUGAAGAGGAAUUCAUUUAUCCACAUUUUCAAAGUUGCGCAGAUGAUUCUAAUGUCUUUUGUAACAAUAACAUUAUUUCUACGAACUGAGAUGCAUCGAGGUACUGUCGAAGAUGGUGGGAUAUAUAUGGGAGCAUUGUUUUACACAAUGAUGAUUAUUAUGUUCAAUGGAUUCUCAGAGCUGUCUAUGACUGUCAUGAAGCUUCCUGUGUUUUUCAAGCAACGGGACCUACUCUUCUAUCCUGCUUGGGCGUACUCUUUGCCCACAUGGCUCAUAAGGAUACCUAUGACUUUUGUGGAAGUAUCCAUUUGGGUGACCAUUACCUACUACAGUAUAGGUUUUGAUCCAAACAUUGAAAGGUUUGUCAAACAGUUCCUUUCAUUGCUGCUUAUAAGCCAAAUGGCAACAGGACUGUUCCGACUAAUUGGCGCAUUAGGAAGAAACAUGAUUGUUGCAAACACAUUUGGAUCUGUUGCUUUGCUUGUGCUGUUUGUUCUUGGUGGAUUUAUCUUAUCAAGAGAGGAUAUGAAAAGCUGGUUGGUAUGGGGAUAUUAUCUGUCACCAAUGUCGUAUGGACUGAAUGCCCUGGCUGUCAAUGAAUUUCUUGGAAAAAGUUGGAGACAUGUGCCUACCAACUCAACAGAACCAUUAGGAGUAAUGGUCUUGAAGUCUAGAGGGGUUUUCCCAGAAGCAAGUUGGUACUGGAUUGGAGUAGUAGCUUUGCUUGGAUCUAUUCUUCUAUUCAACGUCCUUUUCGUUUUGGCACUUCAGUAUCUUGAACCUCUUGAUAAACCGCAGGCAGUACUUUCUAAAGAUGCCUUGGCAAAGAAACAAGCCAUUGAAACUGGAGAGGCCAUUGAAUUAUUUCCAAAACGAAAGAGCUAUAGUACUGGUGCAGCUAAUGAAAGACUAGGCCAUGUGUCAGUCAAUCUGACCAGCCACCGAGGAAUGGUUCUUCCUUUUGAACCCCUCUCUAUUACUUUUGAUGAAAUUAGAUAUGCAGUUGACAUGCCACAGGAAAUGAAAGCAGAAGGUGUUACAAAGGAGCGUUUAGAACUUCUGAAGGGUGUAAGCGGUGCUUUUAGGCCUGGAGUCCUAACUGCUCUGAUGGGGGUCAGUGGCGCUGGAAAGACUACUCUAAUGGAUGUCUUGGCAGGAAGGAAAACUGGUGGAUAUAUUGAAGGAAACAUUACCAUUUCUGGCUAUCCAAAAAAGCAAGAAACAUUUGCUCGUAUAUCGGGAUAUUGUGAGCAAACAGAUAUACACUCUCCACAUGUUACAGUUUAUGAGUCUUUGAUUUAUUCAGCUUGGCUCCGGUUGCCCCUUGAGAUUGACUCCCCCACCAGAAAGAUGUUUAUUGAGGAAGUCAUGGAACUUGUGGAACUGACCCCAAUAAGGGAUGCACUUGUUGGAUUGCCUGGUGUGAAUGGUCUUUCAACUGAGCAACGCAAAAGGCUAACAAUCGCAGUAGAGCUAGUUGCCAAUCCAUCCAUCAUAUUUAUGGAUGAGCCAACCUCUGGUCUUGAUGCCAGGGCAGCAGCAAUUGUAAUGAGAACUGUGAGGAAUACAGUGAACACUGGGAGAACUGUAGUCUGCACUAUCCACCAGCCAAGCAUUGAUAUAUUUGAUGCUUUUGAUGAGAUGCUACUUUUGAAAUGGGGAGGAGAAGAAAUAUAUGUUGGUCCUUUAGGACACCAGUCAUCCGAGUUGAUUGGAUACUUUGAGGGGAUCAGUGGAGUUCCUAAAAUGAAGGAUGGUUACAAUCCUGCGACUUGGAUGUUAGAAGUUACUUCUGCAGCACAAGAAGCAACUCUUGGAGUCAAGUUUACUGACAUAUAUAAGAACUCAGAAAUGUACAGGAGAAACAAGGACUUGAUCAAGGAACUAAGUACUCCACCAGAAAAUUCAGUGGACUUACACUUCACAACACAGUACUCUCAGUCUUUCUUUACCCAGUGCAUAACUUGCCUAUGGAAACAGCACCUGUCUUACUGGCGAAACCCACCAUAUAGUGCAGUGAGACUUAUUUACACAACAAUGAUGGCUAUAGUAUUUGGGAUAUUAUUCUGGGGUCUGGGAUCCAAAAGGCAAAAGCAACAAGAUCUUUUCAAUCUGUUAGGCUCUAUGUAUUCUGCUAUUCUCUUCAUUGGGAUACAAAAUGCCUCAUCAGUGCAGCCAGUUAUAAGUAUUGAAAGGAUAGUCUUUUACAGAGAAAGGGCAGCUGGAAUGUACUCUGCCUUUCCAUAUGCAUUUGGACAGGUUGUCAUUGAGAUCCCAUACACUUUGGUCCAAACCAUAUUAUAUGUCGUUGUAGUAUACACCAUGAUCGGAUAUGAUUGGACAGUCAGCAAGUUCUGUUGGCAUUUUUUCUUCAUGUAUUUCUGCUUCUUAUACUACACCUUAUAUGGUAUGAUGAUUGUGGCAAUUACUCCCAACGCUAUGGUUGCUGCUGUGCUUUCCUCAUCCAUCUACCCAUUAUGGAAUGUCUUUUCUGGACUUAUCAUUCCUAAGACAAGAAUUCCAAUAUGGUGGAGAUGGUUCUAUUGGUUGUGCCCGAUUUCUUGGACCUUAUACGGAUUGAUUGCUUCACAGUUCGGAGAUAUUAAGGACAAACUUGAAUCUAGCCAAACUGUCGAGAAGUUUAUUAGGGAUUAUUUUGGAUACAAAAAAGAGUUUUUGGUUGUUGUUGCAAUUGUACAUGUUGGGAUUGCGUUGCUCUUUGGAUUCAUAUUUGCCUUCUCAAUCAAAGCGUUUAAUUUCCAAAGGAGAUGAUGAGGACAUUGAGAAAGGCAAAUCUGUGUACAAAGCAAAUUUGCCUUGUGCUGCAAGUUUUGAUCCUCGACUGAUCUUAUUGAGGUGCAUAUAAGGAUG
Molecule: messenger RNA, 4645 nt
Organism: Argentina anserina (silverweed cinquefoil)
Lineage: Eukaryota; Viridiplantae; Streptophyta; Magnoliopsida; Rosales; Rosaceae
Product: pleiotropic drug resistance protein 1-like
Exons: 24
Coding region: 302-4546 (1414 amino acids)
Cellular component (GO): membrane
Molecular function (GO): ATP binding; ABC-type transporter activity; ATP hydrolysis activity
Source: RefSeq, a predicted model, not a curated record